AUGAGAGUUGGCGGGCUGAAGAGCUCCGUCAGCAGGCGGCCCACCGUCCUCCUCCUCCUGUCCACGGCCCUCAUCUUCUCUGUGCUCAUCUUCUCCAUACAGUUUACUUUCUUCUCCGACAGGAGAACGAGUGCAAAUGGAGGAUCGGGGAAGCUCGGGUCGAUGGUUGUUGCGGACGGCGGAUCGGGGGAGGACGAGCCGAUCUCUGUUCGGAGCGAGGAUAUUCAAAUACUUUCGGAUUUCCAGUCCCAAGUCCAGCAAUGCGUGGUAUUUUGCCUCCUCGGUUGUCUUGAUUUUCUUUGGUUCGAUGUUUGGAUCUACUCCAUCUGGUGUCCGUAGUAGCUAUGGACUCCGCAUAAUUUUACCUUGUUUCUCAAGUUUUCUGAAUCUUUGAAGAACCGAUGCGUUUUUACAUCCGGUCCAUAAUGUUUCAUUUCCGCACGAGCAUGAUCUCGUGGUAGCGGUUCUGUCUGUUUUCUUCCAGCAAUUGAAUAUCCAUCCAUCUGGGACUGCGUCAGUGAAUGAUAUUAAAAUCAAGCUCAAAUUCCACGGCACGAAAAUAAUUAUUAUUACGUGUCAGUGCGGGCUCACCUCUCUUUUUCACGGUCACCAUUCUCGUAUUCCUGAAGCUGUGAAAGUAAUCAAGAAAUGCGAUGCGUUGUGUUUUUCCCAUUUUCCCUUAUCUUUCUCCAUCCUGGCGAAAAACUAGAAGAUUUCCAACACGCCUCUCUUAGUAGUCUUAACCCAAGAAAAUGCUAGCAAAUUUCAAGCGUACAUGCUGGUUAUCAAGAGGAAUUUUCUCUGUAUUACUAAUAAUAUGAUAAAUUUCCUGAGUAUUUACUAAACAUAUUUCUCUCCACAGUUUUUCUUUUUUUUCCCCACCGAUGAUGAUCUUUAGGAACACCUAGGAGAGGAAUAACCAUCUGUGGAGAAUUAUGUUUUCUAAACUGGCUCUGAAUGUACGAUUACAACUUGUUUUUUUGAUGGAUCAAUUAUUUUCUUGAUUUCCUGUUUUGAAUUGAUUUUUGUUCUCGUUGUUCUCUACUGGAGUGCCUAAUAAUCGUGACCGACAUCUAGGCGAGCAGAGGACUUGGACUUACUGCCCACAUAGUUGAUUAUUGUAAAAUAAUCCUCAAAUUCCCAGAGGGCACAAACAGUACCUGGGUAAAGCGUUAUUGUACACCUCUUCUUUUAGUUUUCAACAUCCUGAAUGGAAAAAGAACCAUUGAAUUAGACUUGCUUCCAUCUUUUUGUACAUCGCAGUACAACGCACAGUUCAAAAUUUACGAGCCACUCGAGUACACAUAUGAUGUCUGUGAUGCUAUUCUACUAUGGGAACAGGUUAGGGAUGCUAUUCUCAGCCCUUAGAUUGAUUCUCUCUCGAGAAAGUGGGAGUACUAUCUUUUCUCAGAGUUACUGUACUGAUAUUCGUCGUGAAAUUGCAGUAUCGAAAUAUGACUACAGUGUUGACGAGAGAAUACCUUGAUGCUCGACCUGAUGGAUGGCUAAAAUAUGCUGCACUGAGAAUUGCACAGUUGUAAGAUAUCAACUUGUUUUCAUGGUUUGUUCUUUAUCAGGUUCCUAAUGGUGCGUCCAAGGUAGUUCAAUGAUGAGAAAUCUUUUUGGUGAUAGGGGUGCUGAUAAAUGUUACAAUCGCUCUCUUUGUGAGGAGCAUCUAAAUUUGCUCCUGCCAGCGACACCACCUUUCCACCCCCGCCAGUUUCAGUCAUGUGCAGUUGUUGGGAACUCAGGGGACCUCUUAAAGACAGAAUUUGGAGAGGAGAUAGAUAAGCAUGAUGCAGUUUUUCGAGACAACGAGGCCCCUGUCAAUGAGGUGAUAAAACUGCUCUCUUUUGAACCUUUUUAACAUCAUUUGGCGAACAAAUUAAGAAUUACAUUGUAGGACGAAUUACAUUCUUGGACUGGCAAGUAUUUACCAAUUGAUGUCAACUUUGAAGUUAAAAAAAGAAGGAAGCUCAUCUUAUUUUGUUAGUUUUGAGACCCAAAAAUAAAAUUCAUGUGAGAAAUUUAUGAAAUCAUGAUUUGUUACAGAAAAACGUUGCUUGCAGCAUUUUUUUGUCCCAUAUAUAUUGGAUUAUAGUCAAUUAGUUGCCCAAACAUGACAUUUUUUUGCCCGGUUGCAUGUUUCUAUGAAUUCUGACCAUCUGCUGUGCAUAAAAUGAUCUAAUAUUUUCAUUGUUGAUAAGAUGAGGAAUGCUUUUCAACUCACACAGUCUCCUUCGUAGACAUACGCCAAGCACGUGGGUUUAAAGAGGGACUUUCGCCUUGUGGUUAGAGGUGCUGCAAGGAACAUGGGUGCUAUCCUUGAAGGAUCUUGUGAGUUAACAUGGACUUCAGUGACUUGUUCUGUUGAGAUUUUAUUUUUUUUCCAGCAUGUUUUUUUAAUUAUUUUUAAACCGGUUCGGGGCCAAUUACUCUUACUAGCUUGAUUUUAACUUUUGUGAUAGUUUCCUAUUGAAGCACAAUAUACUUCCUGUAAUCUAGUCCACAGUGUGCCACCAGAUUUCUAAGAAAACUCACCAUGACAAGAUGACCGACCUAAAUAAGGAAAAAUGAAAAGGAAUGAGAAAAAGGAAUGAGAAAAAGGAAACAGAAAAUACGGUCUUGAGUAGUUCAAAUAUGAGAAAAGAUGAUUGGCUACGCAACCUUAUAAUCUAGUUUCCUAAUUUCACUCAAGGUGUUUCUAUGAGCCAUGACAGUACUUCCUAUCUCAUCAUCAUUAUCCCAACUAAUGGUUCUUACUUCUAGUAGUAAGAAAAGGGCCAUUCCCUAGUCGUAUCUCAUUUAUUUGUUAAUGCUGAUUCUCAUUUGUUCAAUGAAACACCGAGUAGCUGAAGAAGCUUGGGCAAAUUUCUAGUACCCGUGCUUAAAGAUAUGCUUCACAGUUCAUCGUCAAAUAGCGUGAAUCUUGUGACGAAAAAAUGGAAAUUUUUUGCUUCUCAUUCAUGUGGAUCUUCCAUGAAGGUAUUAUCCUUAUAAUGCCCCGUACUCUGGUGAUCUGUCGCACUGUCCAUGCUUAUGAAUUGAUGAUCUGGGCCGUUGGGUUUUUUCGAGCAAUUUACGUGUUUCUAUUUCGAAUAUGCUCAUAUUCGACUUGGAAAACCUAAGAUGAAACAUCUCAUGCUUCAUGAUUAAAAUUCGAUAAUGAUGCUCAGGGAGAGGGCGAAGUUUCAUGUCCCUUUUCUAGUUGUACAAGGUAUCAAUCUUUGGAGCUUGUUAUGAAAAAUGCUAGUGGCAGAUCAUUGUACAGAGUUAGGGACAUUGAACUUCUGGAAGACCAUUGAAGGUUCUUGGUUUACAUUUUCCAGUAAGGGCAAAUCGUCAUAUGUUGUAAAUGUAGAGGAUUCGUUUUUAUUCUGUAAACCAGUCUGAUUGUGUCAUAAUGAUAAACUACAUCCGUCUGAGAGAGUGUUGCAUGAUGAUGCGUGAUCGGUAUCCGGGGGAUGUCUGUCAUGUCAUAUAGCAUCCAACAUAAUUCGAGAAGAUCCAUCGACAAAUAAGUUGGUGCCUUAUGAGGAGCAUACAAAACAAGAAUAAGUGGAGUUUCUUCACUUGUCUAGGUUAUGGAGGGUCUAUAUCGGAUAAUUGCAACGUUUCAGUUGCUGGCGAAACCAAGUGGCGGAUACCUUUGUGCUGACAUUUUUAUGAGGAGGUGAUGAUAUGUGAGGAUUGUCCAGAAAAUAAAUGAUCCAUAAUCUCUGUCCUUAAGCCACAAAAGGCUUUGUGGCUCUUCUUUAGUUAAGCGACUAUUGGAAGGCUAUUAUGUCCUAUCUUUCACAAAAACAUCUCGAGUCUUCAAGGGAAGAGGAACCUCAAGACUAUGCGAUUCCUUCCACUUGCUUUUCCAUUCCCAUUUCUCUGUUGCGUAGGGGAAUUUUCGUCCCCCUGAUGCUCUGAUAUUCUCAUUAACCAUGUUUAUAGUUAAUCUCCAAUGCCCAAGACGUCUGCAUCUUGCUGUCUUUUAAUCAUCAGAUCCUUCGUCCUGUUUUCUUUUAUAUCAUGGUCCUUGAUGUUUUCUAUCUUAAAGUUUCCUGGAUGAUUCUAUUCUGUUUUAAUUUUUGAAGGGAUGGGAUAAUUCUAUUUUAUACUUGAAAUCUUUCAAAUGGGCCCAGGUGCUGUAUUUUAUCCACCCCACUCUUGUCCGUCGGCGAUUUUCUACACUGUCUCGUCCUUCUUUGUUCUUUUAUUCUGGAGAUCAGCUGUCUUCGGGCAAUGCUCUUACCCCUUAGGUGCCCAGGAUUCCUUGCACUCUUGCCCAGUGGAUUAGAUGCAGGCUUUUGACACAGCAGUUUGUGAAACUCUUAGUUUCUACAAGCCCUGACAAUCCUAUGCUAAGUGUUCAUUUUCCUCUACCACCACAGACCUCUCCAGGAAGGAGCUCAGUCAAAUAGGAAACCAACCUAUUUCAUCUUUCCUGUUAUUUCUGUUGAGUCACUUUGGAGGCUUUGCUCCACAUUGAACUAAGACACUAGAUUAUUAAUCAAGCACUUGAGUCAUCUUAGAUUGACACCAAUCACGCAGUUGUACUUAUGCACUAUUCUAUCCAUUUUUCUUUUCAUAAUGAACUAAUGAAUGCGUGGCUUGAUGAUUUUCACUUCUGUUGACCUUUAUUUAUUUAUUUAUUAUUAUUAGUAUUAGUAGUAGUUGUAGCAGUAGUAGUGGUAAUGGUGGCAGCAUCAACUGUCCUGGGAUUAAUCUACGAACGUCAGCUGAGCUAACAUUCAGCGUUGAUUUCUCUGCAGCUGACGAGGUACUUAUCAUUAAAAGCUUGACACAUAGAGACUUCAAUAAAAUGAUAAAGGUAAAACUCUAGCAGCACAUUGUUUAUGGCUUUAUUUUUUUCCACAAAUUGCUCGGUGCUCAUGGCUUUUAAGCGUAUCAUCAUAGAACAAUGUGGCGGCAUUCUGUCAGAUAGUUGUAUUUGCUCGGACGAGCUUAUAUCCCUAUAUUAGGCUCGUCCUCUUCUAUAUUCAUCAAAACAACGAGGUCUGAAUAACUCUGUAAACAGUUAUCCUUUUUAUGAACUUACUGCACGAUGCAUAAGGUGGUGAGAUUCUUUGGCUGCCAACUGUGUCAUGAGAACUGUGUGCCCUUUUUUCCUGUCUAAAGAGCUUUUCUAGAACUUGCCAACAAGCGUCAAAAACACCCUGUCACAUCCUGAUAAUUUUCAUCAAAUAACUUAUGAUUUAUUUUUUAAUCUUUUAUAUGGUUUCAACUCUAUGAAUUAGUUGAUGAUUUUAUUUUUUUUGGAUAAAAUAACUGAUUCUACUUGCUGUAUUGAACCACCUGGUGUGCUAUCCAGGAGCUCCCAAAUCCAGUUUAUCUCUUCCAAGGAAUAGUCCUGAGGAGAGGGGCCAAAGGGACAGGGAUGAAAUCCGUUGAACUAGCACUCUCUAUGUGUGAUGUCGUUGAUAUCUAUGGUUUCACGGUGGACCCUGGCUACACCGAAUGGUAAGUUCAGUUUAUUCAGACCUUUCAUUUCAUUUUAUGGAGGUUGAUUUGACUCGCCCAGAAAUUCUUUUAUUUUAAUUUUCAUUCAUCACUAGAAAACUCAAAAAAUAAAAUAAAAUAUAAUCGUGCUCCAUGGUUGGAUCUAGAAAAAUUAAUGAUUAGUGAGAGUUAUCUGUCCAAUUUUUCAUAGUUUUACCUGCAUUAUACUUCCGUGGAGUUGUUCAAGGCCCAUAUCUGAGUCUGCCGCUGAACCAAGCGAAAGUUGGGGCUGAUAAUCCAGUUCAUAUGAAUCAAAUGCCUAAGAAUAGUUUAUCUAUAUAUUUAGCUUUAUUCAUAUAGUAUCACAUAUUCAUCAAAUGGUUUCAUCUCCUCAUUUUCCAUAAUUAUCCUAUCCUUCUCGGCCAUUGUUCCUAUGCUCAACUCCCUCUCAGGUUCCCACCUUAUAAGACUUAGAACUUGGGAAUGCAAUCCUACGCAAGAGCAAUUGUCUAUAGCCGGAGUAGAUCUGUCUUUAUGAUCACAAGGUUAUCUCUGUGACAACUGAUACGCCAUAAUUACUUGACUUUUGGGCUUUUUGAUGCGGACUCUAUAUAGAGAUGAUCGACAGCCAUUGACCUUUUGAUCAGAAAUUUGUUUGUGUAUAGUAAACUAAUAUGGGGUGGACUAUUCCAUAUUACUUGGUCUACAUUAGCUGACUUUUGGGAUCUCUGACUAGGAAAAUUUACAUGAGGCAAACUCUGAUGCCGUGUUAAGAGUUACCGGACCACCCAGCUCAAAGCUAAUCGGCGACCAUUGGACCUUACCGUCACGUAUUCAUUUCCGUAGAAAACUAAUGUGGGGUGGACUAUUCCAUAUUACUCGGUCUACAUUAGUUGACUUUUGGGAUCUCUGACUAGGACAAUUUACAUGAGGUGAACUCUGGUACUGUGUUAGAGUUACCGGACCAUACAUCUCAAAACUAAUGGACCACCACUGGACCUCACCGUCACGUAUUCAUUUCUGCAGAACACUAAUGUGGGGUGGACUAUUCCCUAUUUUGCUUGGUCCACAUUAGUUGACUUUUGGGCUCUCUGACCAGGACAACUUACAUGAGGCGAAGCCUGAUACCGUGUUAGGAGUUACCGGACCAUCGACCACCAUUGGACCUUACUGUGACGUAUCCAUUUAUGCAAAAAACCAACAUAAUACGCUUACAAGGGACUGAGAUUCUGUUGCCGCAUCCUCAAAAUAAUAUCUUUCUGCAGGACCCGAUACUUCUCGGCCCCCAAGAAGGGACACAACCCUCUACAAGGGAGAGCAUACUAUCAACUCCUGGAGUGCUUGGGGGUAACUCCCCCACCUUAUCAUCCUCUUCCUUCCCCAGCUUCAAAUCACCCGCUAAUUCCUCUGGAGUGCCGCAGGUCAUCAGGAUUCAUUCACCGAUGAAGGCAGCGAGGAAGCAGAGCUGGUCGGACGUGCCGAGCAGGGACGCCAUAGGCCGCGCCUACGCCGCCGCCGUGCGGGCCAAAACGGGCCGAGUCGCCGACCCCGGCCCAUUCGGCCGGUGCCGGGUUUGGGGCCAGGUUGACCCGGCGUCCCCGGGUCCGAUCUCCGGCUCGACCGACAUGAGCCAGACCCGGAGGGACUCCAACUACAGCAAGUGGGAGACCAUGCCCUUUAAGAGCCUGAGGAAGGAGGCCCAAGAGCACUUCACCCAAUUGAAGGGCGUCUCUCUCUACAAGAUGGACGGCAACAAGCUGGAUGACCUCGUCUGCGUCAGGCACGCCCUCCCUUCUUAA
Molecule: messenger RNA, 7250 nt
Organism: Spirodela intermedia
Lineage: Eukaryota; Viridiplantae; Streptophyta; Magnoliopsida; Alismatales; Araceae
Source: the annotation of a GenBank genome assembly